CGGGGUUUUAAUAAGGAUAUCCGGGGCAGGGAACACUGGACGGCAACAGACAUCAGGAAACAUCAAUGACGGACAAAGGACUCGGGUAAGACACGGACUGAAAUACACAGGACUGAGCAAAUGAACUAGAUACAGCUGGGUACAAUCGGGAGAAAACACGUGGGUAAUCAGGGGGCGUGGCACACAGGAGGAGCGGACGAGCCGGGCAUGACAAUAUCUGUGCACAUAUGUACAUUUCCACACUUCAUAAAUAGUCAUAUUUUAACAAUUUGCAAAAAGUCCCAUGAGUCUUUGUUGCCGCCAUACGGGAUCAAACCAGUUUGUGGCGGGUCACCACCAGGCUGCUAGCUUAAGCCACUAUCAACAUGGAGCGGUAUCGUCAGUGGCACACAGACAAAAGACAUUUUAAAAAAUGCUGGGAGGAAGAAUAUUUUUUCACUGACAUAAAUGCUAAAGCGGUCUGCCUUAUUUGUAACCAGUCUGUUGCUGUACUAAAGGAGUAUAACAUUCGUCGUCAUUAUGAGACGAAGCAUGCAGCAUUUUCGCAAUUCAAAGGUGAUGCGCGAAAGAACAAGACCAGGGAGCUGCUGGCUAAACUUCACAGGCAACAAGGGACUCUUACACGGCCCUCGACAGCCCAGGACAGCGCGACACGGGCCAGCUUUGAGAUUACUGCGCUAAUUGCCCGGACUGGGAGAUCAUUUUCAACGGGUGACUUUGUUAAGGAGUGUCUGUCCAUAGCUGCGACAAUCAUGUGCCCGUCACAGGCAAAAACUUUCUCCCAGAUCAGCCUCUCACGAAAUACUGUGACACGUCGUAUUGAAGAAAUGUCUCGAGACAUUAAGGAGCAAUUUAAAGCAAAGGCUGCUGGAUUUGUCGCCUUUUCUUUGGCGUGUGAUGAAAGCACGGACAUUUCGGACUCUGCACAACUUUUGGUUUUCAUACGGCGAGUAAAUGAAAACAUGGAAAUAACUCAGGAGCUGGCUGGAUUUGAGACACUGCGCAGCACAACAAAAAGUGAGGAUUUGUUUGCAGCCGUUGAGCGAGUGUUGGAUACGAACGGGCUGAGCUGGGAAAAAUUGGUUGGGAUAACAACUGAUGGAGCACCUGCCAUGGUUGGGAGGACAACAGGCCUUGCCACACUAAUUUCCCAGAAGGUUUCCCAAUGUGGAGGUAAGGUGGCAAAAUACCACUGCAUCCUGCACCAAGAGCAACUAUGUGCCAGAUCAGUUGGUAUGGGAGACGUGGUGCGUGACGUGAUUAAAAUCAUAAACUGCAUACGAUCAAAAGCGCUCUCACACCGCCAGUUCAGAGCUCUUCUAGAGGAGGUUGAUUCACAAUACAAGGAUGUGCUUUACCACCAAGAGGUGAGGCGGCUGAGCCGCGGGAAAGUCCUCAAAAGAUUUUUUGAGCUGCGCCAUGUCAUCGCGGAGUUUCUGACAAGCAAGAACAGUGACACUCAAGUCCCCACAGAUGAAAAAUGGUUUUGUGACGUGGAUUUUAUGGUGGACAUCACUGACCUGCUCAACACCCUGAAUAUUCAGCUUCAAGGGAAGGAUCAGAUCAUCACUGAGCUGUUUGACCACAUAACGGCCUUCAGGUCGAAGCUGCAGCUACUCUGUCGACAUCUGUCAGCAGGAAACCUUGCACACUUCCCUAGUCUGAGAGAGGUCAACCUGGUGAAGCAGAGACUGCCUGAAUAUGCAGCACUUCUCAGACACUUGGACCAGGACUUUGCGUUGCGCUUUGAGGACUUUAGGGAAAGUAGAGGUGACAUGGAGCUGUUUUCUCAACCCUUCACCAUAAGUGUGGACUCAGUGCCUGAUCACAUUCAGAUGCAGCUAAUUGAGUUUCAGUGUGAUUCUGAGCUAAAGAAUAAAUUCAUGUCACUACACCUGAAAGACUUCUACACACAUGUCUCAUCUGAAAGGACAUCCUCACCCUCUCAGUGA
Molecule: messenger RNA, 1952 nt
Organism: Brienomyrus brachyistius
Lineage: Eukaryota; Metazoa; Chordata; Actinopteri; Osteoglossiformes; Mormyridae
Product: general transcription factor II-I repeat domain-containing protein 2-like
Exons: 4
Coding region: 366-1952 (528 amino acids)
Source: RefSeq, a predicted model, not a curated record